Messenger RNA from Xiphias gladius (swordfish), 10493 nucleotides. RefSeq names its product ubiquitin specific peptidase 43a (gene usp43a). The transcript is spliced from 16 exons. The record is from RefSeq and is a predicted model, not a curated record. NCBI's taxonomy places the organism in Eukaryota, Metazoa, Chordata, Actinopteri, Istiophoriformes, Xiphiidae. The coding region runs from base 393 to 4100 and encodes 1235 amino acids. Gene Ontology annotation, biological process: protein deubiquitination. Gene Ontology annotation, molecular function: cysteine-type deubiquitinase activity.
GGAGGGAGGAGUAGUGGUAGGGAGAGCGAGCGAGACCACCGGGCGCUCGAUCCUGCGCUGAGAGCCAUCGAUGAGGAAGUGCAAUUGAACCUGCGGUGUGGAGGGAGGAAAGCUGCUCAUCUCUGUGGUCCCUGGAGAGAGAGCGCCCCCCCAUCCAAACGCGCAGACCGGUGAAAAGAACGUACUGGGAAAAUGACCGGAAUGUGAAGGGAAUGAAGUCAGUAAUCAUGUGCCUUAUUGGCACCGCAUCGGUGCCACCACAGCGGUAGGGUUUGUGGAGAGAGGGAAAGAGGAGGAGGAGGAGGAGGAGGAGGAGUAGACGACAGCCAGGCAGACAGGUGCGACUCCACAGCCUGUUUCAUUUUCUCUCGGUCCCAGCAAGUAACAGAGCCAUGGAUACCCGCAAGGAAAACAAGGUAAGGAAACAACCCAUGAAACCCAAAUCGGCAACGCGGAAAGACAAGAAAUACAAAACCGGGAGGUUUAUCAGGAGGAAAUCGUUGCGAUCUUUCGGGAAUUUCAUGGGAAGGAUCCUUAAAACUUUGGGCACUUUGGCGCACUUUGGCGACGCGGAACCGCCGGACGCAGAGGACGACGACGGCGGCUUCGGGCAAAGCGCUUCGGGGGGUUUCAAAGACGACGGCUCGCAGAUCGCCAGGGAGGGAACCGCGAAGAAGAGCUCCGCGGCGUCCUGCUCUCACGGCUCGGUGAAAGAGAGGCUGUCGUGGUGCUACGGCGACAAGACCCCCGGGGUGCUGGGACUGAAGAACCACGGCAACACCUGUUUCAUGAACGCCGUGGUUCAGUGCCUCAGCAACACGGACCUGCUAGCCGAGUACCUCGGGCUGGAGCAGUACAAAUCGGAGACGUGCCACGGGAGGGUGAACGGGGAGGUGAGAGGAGAGGCGCCGCAGACCGCCAGGGGAGAGGUGACCGAGCAGCUGGCGUCGCUGGUCCGAGCGCUGUGGACGCUGGAGUACACGCCGCAGCUGUCUGUGGAGUUCAAGAGCAUAGUGGCCAAAUACGGCUCUCAGUUUCGGGGAAACUCUCAGCACGAUGCCCUCGAGUUCCUCCUCUGGCUUUUGGACAGAGUUCAUGAAGAUGCCAGUCCAAGCCCCAACAACAACAGCAGCAGCAGCAGCAGCAGCAAGACCAAAGCGAGUGCCAAGGGACCCAGUCCAUCGGAGGGUCCUUCCAGUCCCGUUUCAGCCAGCACACAGCAGCCUCGAGGUCGGCACAGUUUUGUCCAGGAACACUUCCAGGCUCAGUACAGGUCUUCUUUGACGUGCCCUCAUUGCCUUAAGCAGAGCAACACCUUCGACCCGUUUUUAUGUAUCUCCCUGCCAAUCCCCCUACGACAAACCAGGCCGAUGUGUGUGACGCUGGUGUUCAGUACGAAGGGUCAGAGGUAUCUGCGGGUGGGGUUGGCUGUACCUCUCUUUGGUACCCUGUCCUGCCUGAGAGCCAUGGUGGCAGAGGAGGGCAACAUCUCCCCGGACCAGGUCAUCCUGUCUGAGUUGUACUCCACGGGCUUCCAGCGUUCCUUCUCAGAUGACGACGACGUGACGGCGAUUGCUGAUAGUGACGUGGUUUAUGCCUUCCAGGCUCCUCCCCUCUAUAGUCGUGGAGGCUCUGCGCCACACUCAGGGUAUCACCACAGCCUCCCCUCCUCUCCCUACACCUCCACGGCUGGAUCUGAUGGUCAGAGAUUACCUCCGUCUGGCACCCUCUCCUCUGAAUACCUGAACCAGGGCGGCUCCACAAAGGUCCUCCUCCUCAUCUGUAACACAGCAGGAUCUGGCCAGCAAGCUGUCAGGUUUGGACCUCCGUUUCUUAUGCGCGAGGACAGAAGCAUCUCCUGGGACCAGCUGCAGCAAAGCAUCCUCAGCAAGCUGUAUUAUCUGAUGCUGAAUGGAUCUCAGGCUCAGAAUGCUGGGCUGCUAUUCAAGAUCAGAGUGGUGGGAGGAUCAGCAGCCUACAGUUACCUGUCCCCACAGGACAGCAGGCCACUCUACCACCCUGCAGUUGAUAGAGCGCUGAAGUUCUGCGGCCCUGGGGGACCUCCCCACGUGAAGCUUGUCAUCGAGUGGGAGCACAAGACUAAAGAAAGUCUGUUUGGCACCAUCCAGGAGGAGGUGGUGAAGGAUGCGGAGAGUGUGAGGAACCAGCAGCAGCAACACCUUCAGCAGCAUAGCUGUACCUUGGACGAGUGCUUCCAGCUGUAUACCAAAGAAGAGCAGCUUGCCCCAGAUGAUGCCUGGAAGUGUCCCCACUGUAAACAGCUUCAGCAGGGCAUGGUGAAGAUGAGCCUGUGGACUCUCCCCGACAUACUGAUCCUCCAUCUCAAGCGCUUCCGACAGGUAGGCGAGCGGAGGAAUAAGCUGUCAACCUUGGUGCGUUUCCCCCUGACUGGUUUGGACAUGGCCCCCCACAUGGUGAAGAGGAGUCAGAGUAUGAGGAACCUGAACCUGGGGGCCUGGCCACCUUCCUGGAAGCAGCCGUCAGGACACCACCACCAACCUACCGACAUGACCCUCCCACACGACUAUCAGUACGACCUCUACGCUGUGUGCAACCAUCACGGAGGGAUGCAUGGAGGACAUUAUACUGCUUACUGCAGGAACUCAGUGGAUGGCCUGUGGUAUAGUUACGAUGACAGCAGCGUCGACCUGGUGCCAGAGGAGGAAGUAUGCACCAGAGGGGCUUACAUCCUUUUCUACCAGAGACGCAACACCAUUCCUCCAUGGUCGGCCAGUAGCUCCAUCCGAGGCUCCACAAGUUCAUCAAUGUCAGACCACUGGCUAAUCCGGCUGACAGUGGACAGUAAGAGAGGCAGUCUGGUGUCUCGCUCCUCCACCACCUGCCCGUCUUCCAUACCCGACUCUCCAGAGUCUCCGGUCUUCCUUGACAGUGGUUGUAAAGAGGAAAGGGGGGGUUUUGAGAGCAGGCCAUUUGUCAGGGGUCUUGAGGGGCGCAGUGUGAGCAUGAGAGCCCCUAGCAAGACCAAGGACACCCUGAGCAAAGUGUUUCCCCUGCGCUGGUCCUUUGGUUCCAAGGACAGACGAAAACCAGAACCAGUGCCUCCACGGGUCCAAGAUCCUGCCCCCGUGGAGCUAGUGCAGUACUUGGAAUCUGGCCGGCGGCCCCGGUGCACAAAGGACCCAAUAGUAACUUUGAUGAGUGAACCACGCAGCACAAAGGAAGCUGCUGGACGCCGUGCUGCAGCAAAUGUCCGAUCUUCCAGUGUUGGGAGUAUAAGUUGUGUGGGUAAAGCAGGAGAUGAGCUGCCGCCAGAGUCUCCACAGGUCCCAGAGGGCCAGAGGAGGCCAUCAGAUAAGACAGCCAGCCUGAGACGCAGCAAGGGGAGCCAGAAAAGAGAUGAGAGCACCUUGAAUAUCAGCAGUAGCUCUAGCAGUAACACCCUCACCAGGAGGAAGGAUGCCAGGAAGCAGAACUCCUCCAAAGCUUCCAAGGAUACUGAGGCAAAAAGGAGUUUCAGUGCUGGAGUUCAGCCCAGCUACAGUACACCCAGCCUUCAUGAUGAGACUCUGAGAAAACAAAAGGGAGACAGGGCUGAUAGGGAAUAUUACGGUGAAUAUGAUGGAAACUCUAAGACCAAGAAAGGAGACAUGCCCAAGAGUCACGAGGGACUGCUCUCUUUCUUCAAAGGUAACUUCCUAAAGAAGGAUAAGGACCCAAGGAAGUCAAAGGAGGGUGAGUCAGGGAGAGGAGGAAGUGAGGAAGGAGUUAGAAGGAACCUGUCAAGGCUGUCACUGUCUAAUGGAGCAGCUGGCGGCAAAACCGGGAUGGAAGUAGGCAAAUCUAAUGGCUCAGGCCAUCUGGGUGAUGAGCUGGUAAACGGGAAAGUUGGACGCACGACAGCUGACAUCAAACGCUCCCAGAGUUCCUCCAACAUCCCCACCAAGGCAGAGCAGAGCAUGCGUAGGACAGCAUCUUUGCAUCGUAAUGGAAUGUCUACAGCCCCGGCACCAUCACGUAGCCUGACAACUGACAAACCAUCUUAUGGCACCCUGCAGAGGACUCGUUACAGCACAACCUCACUGGGGCGCAAAAGGACAGUCCCAGAGUCAAGCUUCUGACAGAGAUAUCUAACACAUCCACACACACACACAGGGCCUUUUACCUGAUAUAAAGUGAGUGACGUCCAGUCUCUGAGAUCAAAGCAAUAGAGCUAAAUUCACAGUGAUACGCCUUUUUGUUCCCAGAAAAUGAGCUGGCUCAAGUGGUUUGGACCAUGGAGAGACAGAUCAAAUGAAGAGUCUUUUAAUGCUGGGAUACAAAGAGUGGAAUGAAAUGAUGUGACCUGUCCAACAAAUGUCAGAGGGAGUCCAUCUCUAUUCUGUUUUUUAUCACUUCAAACAAGUGCCUGAGAAACUAAUAUGCAGUUUAGACCAAUGAUUUUAUGUCUUUUUAGCACUGGAAGCACAAAAUCCCUUAUACAUACACGCACACACACACCCAAACACACACACACACACACACACACACACACACACACACACACACACACACACACACACACACACACACACAUACACAGACACAAACGGACAUACACACAUAAUAUCUGCAUUAUUACUGUAAUUUGAGUGUUGGAAUUCAUAAAUCCGUUUUGAAUUCUUAUGGUUAUUUGCUUGCAAUCAAGACACACUGAUUGUGUUCAUUUAUAUGAAUGUAAUGUGUCCACUUGAUUAACGGUGGUGCUUUGAGGCUGCAGUUUCUGAUUAACAUCAAUUACUCAUCUUUAAUCCCUUCUUUAAUGUUUAUUUAAAGUACAGAGUGGCUUGGAACACAAAGCAAUGAUUUCUCCCCAUGUGACCCAGACUUCAGUUGUUGUUUAUUCCAUUGUAAACAUGCAGUGGAAAGACCAAAACAUCUACCUGCAAUAACUCGCUGGGUGGGAGUGGUAUUCUGUAGAAUCAGUGAGCUCGAUCUCUUAAUUAUUAUUUGGCCAAGACAAUGAAUCUUUCCCAAGACCAGUAGUGCUUUAUGGCUGAGCCUGACUAAUCUCCCUGUAGUGGAAAGGAAUUUAAAAAAUAUAUGUCUACCGUGAAGGGUAACAUUAAUGCAAUAUCCACCCUUAGAGAAUGUUUUACACCCUUGCUAUAACAUUAGUUAAAUAUAUUAAAUGCAUUCCAUAGUUUUUUGGUUUAACCCCUUUAUUUUUCUCAGUUUAUGAUUUCCUGUUUUCCAGACUUUAUCAAUUGUCAGAAAAUAGUUGCAUUUAGCUGUGGGGUGUAUGAAGGAGGUGAAUGCAAUUAGCACAGCUAGAGGACACUGAGCUUUUCUCCUCUCUCAAAAUGCAGGAUGCAGGAUGUGGAUGUCGCAUGCUCUUCUAUAGAAUCUGUAUUUGGUGGAAAAAUUCUGCUUUUUCCAUCAUUUUUUGAGCGGCUUUUUGUUAAACGUGGCAGCUCUGGAAAACUAGCUCUUGCUCUUUGAUUGUGAUGAAUUUUCAUCUGAACCUGACAUUCACUGAUUUUGAUUUAUGCAGUCAAGGUUCACUUUAGAACAGCUGGUAAUACUGCAGUCUGACGCUGGCUACAUAUGGCCAGUUAGCAAGACAUAUACUCCACAAAACACCAAAAUGGAUCCAAAAAUGUAAGCUGUUUCAGUGUUCUAGGUUGGGGUUCUUCCUUAAAAUUAUGAAAGAUUUAAAAUGCCUAAAUGAAAACAAAUCAAACAAAGAAAUAAAGUAAAACGCAAUACAUAUUGACAUAUAUUUUCCUUUUUAUGUGUGCAUUUACUGUAAGCUAACACGAGCUAACGCUAACUAGUUCACUUACUGAGAAUUGUGCCAAAAAGACCCCUCUAAAUGUGUGUUUUUGCGCUUCUUGCAACACAAUCUAUCCCUUAAAACUGCAGACAGUCAAUCAAAAAUGUAACUAAAUGUACAGUCGAUAUUAGUGUCCAUGCAGCCUCCUGGCCAACAGGAAACUGUUUUAAUGUGAAAGGCAGUCUACCAUGGCUAUCAUCCACUCACAUCAUCGUAGCUAAGUGCAGCCCAUGGUCCCACCCCAAAUCUGUGAUUGGACAGUUGAUUCGUUGCCAUCUUGGCAUGCAUGAUGGGUGUCCAUUUCAAAAAAGAAAGACCUCUCUUGCCACUCAUCAUGAGAACUAAUGACAGUGCUUUGCAUUUGGUAUUGGCAGGUCUAUGCUGCGCUCUGCUGGACGACACUGAAAUGUAAUACACCUCUUUGCAUCUUUAAUUCAUUUUGUUGUUGCAGAAAAAAGAAAAUAAUAAUAAUUGUGUUGUUAACAAAUAUUUUCAUUUCAUUAUUACACAGUAAUUUUAGACAUAAAAAAGGAAUACAAUUAACAGUGUCCAUUGUAUUUCGUUUAAUUUCUUUGUUUGAUUACUUUUAAUUUAGGCGUUUUAAAUCUUGCGUACACAUCAGAUAGGACUCUAUGAAUCCGGCAUUAUGAAGGUUCUGUCGUGCACUUUGUCUUUUCACAGCUUAAAGUAUUAAGAUAAAGUAUUAAGAUAAACAUUGAUGGUGUUUAUGGCCUGCAGUGAGAUAAAAUUAUACUUUUCAUACGGGGGAAUUGCAUUAUGGGAAUAUUUCUUACAGGGGAACAUGCAGGCAUUUUUGAAAUUUACUUCCGUGUGCUUUUUUUUUUUUUUUUUGCUUAACUUUACCUUGUAACCUUUUUUCCAACAAUAACUUGCUUCAUAUUCAAACCGCUUAGAGCCACUGAUCACAGGGUUGGCAAUUCGAUUCCCGGUUGUCCAUGUGCCGAAGUGUCCUUGGGCAAGACACUGAACGCUAGGUUGCCUCACUUGUCACAAGUCUGUUUCAAAUUCUGAUGUUUUUUUAACAGGCCAGCUGGAUUUGCAUUGAUUUUUAGAUGUUGUGUAUGAUAUGUGUACGGAAAUUUCCCAUGAUGCCUGCUCUGGCUCUACACAUCUAUGGCUCUACAUUUGGUGAUUUAAUUUGCACUUUACACAUAAAGGAAUGUUCAUUAGUAAGUAAUGCUACUAGUCCUUAAUAAGACUCAGUCACUCAUUCAGUUUACUGACAGAGUUACGUGUCAAAUUUUGUUCCCUUCCCGCCAACAAUAAACACAUGAGAAUAUUAUGCUCGAACCGUAGUAGCCAAUGACUGAAAACCUAAAAUAUGAUACAAGUUCAUUAAGAUACAUUAAAACAUACUGUAUAGUAAAAGCACUAUAUCAGCCUUGAAAAAGCUGUGUAAAACUGAACAGUCAACGUGUUGAUGUUAAUGGCGUAUUAACCCUGAUUGUUUAUUAUGGAACUUUCUGAUCGAAAAGUCACAAUGAAUGUACACAACUUCUGUUCGUCUGUUGAAUUUUGUAGCCUACAGCUGUAUUAAAAGAGAAAAGCGCGCGAUACUGUCCAAGCACUGUCCAACACAAUUCCUAUGGCCUUUUACAGUUUAGUGUAUAUCAUUAUCACUAUCCUUUUUCUCAACCUUGAAAUCUGAAAACCAACAAUAUUUAACCAGUAUUUCAAGAAUUUGUAAAGUAUUUCAAAAUGACAUGAAAUUGUUUUUCUUCUGAGGUCCCUUGACUCGGUGGAGCUCUGCAUCAAUGUGUCGACCCAUAAUAGAGAAUGGAGUGAGCUCCUAUCUUUUGUUUUGAAUUUAAACAGGGAGGCAGAAGUUUAUUCACAUCAGCUGAAUUCUGUCUGGUCAUGUUGUAGCAUAUCUGAAUCCUUUUGGUCAGUAUUCACAUUUGAAUGAGAACGGGAUGCUUUUGUAUCCAGCCCAAAGACGAAGUAAUAACAUGCGAGUUCGAUCACCAACUUUGAAAAACUCUAAACAAAUGCCUCCAGUGCUUUUGUUUAAAGCUUGUCACGAUGUAUCACUUUGUUGUCACACUGAUAAUAGUAGACAAAAUGUUGAAGUACUAAGCAGUAUCACAGUUCACUUCAAAAUAAAUAAACAUGCCCUUUUUAUUGGGAAGCAUUUUAUUAAAGAGCCUGUAAGGAUUAAAAUCAAAAAGCAAAUUGUAUUAUGAAAGCCAGUUUUUUUAUGAAGAUUAUCAGUUUCACUUAUGUUUCACUGUUUUAUUUAAAGGUUGAGCACUGGAAUUAACAUUUUCUCAUGUUUGUGCUUGGAUACAAGCUGCUGGUGGUUAUGAAGAAUGACACUAUAGAGCACUACAAUUUCAAGGCUAUGACACAUGAAAGUUUUAAUUUCAGAGGUGAGGGUUUGGUGUCUCACAGUGCAGCCAUAAUUUUUUUGCGUUAGGAGAUGUCUUGGACGGAUUCUGCUUUCCCUACUAAACUGCUAAAUCUCUGCCUCAGUUUUCAUCAUCUGGUUCUGUUUCAGUUAAUUGUGUUAUAUUUAUCUCGCCAAACUCAGUGACAAAAUUUCCCAAAAUGUGAUGAGUGCCCAGAAAAGAGAUAUAACACGCUAAAGUUUCAAUUCUCCCAGUAAAUGUUUGAAUUCCCCUUUGCCUCUGUCUUCCUUCUCAGCACCCACAGUGUACAAAACCUUUCAAAAGCACCCAUGCAUUUUCCUAAAAAGGUGCCUCUCAUCUCCACAUGGAUGGUAUUAUCGUUUAACAGUUUGAAUCAAUCUGCAGAGGAGGCGGAUUUUUUUAAUGUGUAGGUAGCUAAUGUUUCUACUCUAAUCACAUCUCAAACCAAAAAGGUAAAUAAUCUUGUUGCAGGCAGUAGUCAUAGCUUUGGUUAAUGGCACACUGCUACACCGUAAAUCAGAUUUUAAAGAUUUUGUUAAAAGCUCUUUUUUUCUAAUGUUUUCCUUUUUCUUUCUAUUUCUGAAAGAAAUGUGUAAAAAAUAUUUUUCACAUGGCAAUUCAACUGCUGAAACAAUGUAUUGAGUAAUACAGUACAUCUGCACCAGCUGACUCACACAACCUUGCAAGAACACACACCACAUUUAUUUUUACCAACACUUUCAGUACGCUGCACUUUUUUUUAAUUUAUUUUUUUAGCCAGUUUCAAGUCACUAAGCAAUAAUAGUUGAAUGUGUAACUCAUUAGUGAUGGUCCUUUGCACAAGUUUUAAAUGAAGUGUUAAUGAAACUAAAUUGAAGAUGAAGAAAUGAAGCACAGGAGCUUUAUGUUCUCCAGAUAAAAACUUCACACUAAAUAUACCAUAGAACCGCAAGGUCAGACACUUCAUUUUCUCCUUGAAAUGUCAAGAAGGAUUGAUGGUGGCUCUGUUUUGACUGCAGCUGCUAUUUGGCUGUCCUCAGUUAUGAGUUUACCCAACCUUAUAAAUAGAAGUAGUUUGGGAGUUUGCUGGAAAGUAGCAUACUCAAGUAAAUGCAAGCAUUCAUUACCUACUGUCUGGUGUUGUCCGCACUGAAAAUGUGUGCAAACAAAAAAAAAAAUCCUGAUUAGAGCAUGAAAAAUCAAUAUUCUUAGUGUCCUGUCAGAGUGACAGAAAGAUCAGAGCUAUAUUUGACAGGGAACAGGAAACUCACCUUGAAACUUGUGGAAUGGUUUUCUUCAACAUCUGUAUCUGAGCGACAUUUAUCUUAUAAUAGGGCUUAUAAUUCUGAACAACGCACAUGCUUACAUACAAAUUAUUAUAGACGCUGGUGAAAGAUAACCAUGUCCAUCUUUUCAGUAAAUUUUAGUAUAAUCUAGUGUAUAAAACACCAGGUUGAAGUGCAGUCUCUUCCCUGUCGUUCAGCAGAAGCUGAUAAUCACUGAUACAGGAUGAAUUACAUUCACUUAUAUUUUGUUCUUUCUCGGAGGAGAGAGCAAUACAUUACCAUGUAUUAGAGAGAUCAAUGCUGUGUUAUAAUAGGGCAUAGAGUUUAAAUAGGGACACAAAGUCUGUAUUGCAUUAUAAAUUUGUAUGUUUGUGUUUUUCUUUCCAUUGCUCAAUCCACGUGGCCACAUUUACACCAUGUUUACUCCGCCAAACUGAGCACUUCUGUGUUAACACAGUUUUUUGUGAAAUGUAGGUUGAAAGUGUUUUUAUACGCAAGUUUUUAUACAUUUUAUUAAAAAAAAAAUUCUAUGUAUAUAUUUGUGGAUACACACAGACAGAACUGUGUGUGUGUGAGAGAGAGAAAGCAAUAGAGAGAGAAAGAGAGUGAGUGAAUAAAUAAGGUCAUUGUCAUGGACACAGAACCUUUGGUGUGUACUGAUUUGGGAACAAGAUGCUAAGGUAUCCAACUGAACUCACAUGCAAUGUAUUCCAUAUUUUACAUAAUGGUGUAACUAGUAUGCUUUCACUACAAAACAGCAGUUUCUGCCUGAUUUGUCAUCUGUACAUGAUGGUAUAUUGUUUAUUUUUCAGUACAACAAAUAAAAAGAUGUUAUUUAUGGUUAUGGCCUUCAGUCAACAGCUUGUAGAUGCUUGAUCAGAAAUAUUAAUAUAAGAAAUACACAAAGGAUAAUCUUAACAAUGCAAUAAUGUUUCAUUUUCUAUUUCUAAAAAGAAUGAGGUGCCACUCGUUUGAAAGAGACAUUAUUUUGCUUUCUCAUUCAUAUGGCAAGAUCCUGCGAGGGAAAGCUAGUUUUGGUAUAAC